AUGACCAGCGAGCCAGAGUCAACCGAUACGGACACUCAGCCGCAGCCGCAGCAAAAGACGACUACUGACGCGAAGAAGAAGGCUGCGAACUCGUACUAUUAUUGGCACGGUCACGAGAAGGAGCGUGCUAAGGUGGGGGAUGUGGCUCCAAUGCCCACACCGCAGCUGGUGAAGAAGUCGGAGAGCGUUGACCCGCUCCCCAUCGCCGCCACAACUUUCUCCAUCACGAAGUACAGCUGGGGUGACGCUGAGAAGGUUGCUACUGUCUACGUGGAGACGAAAGUUGAGGGGGAACAGCCGUUGGUGGACGAGACGUUGCAAGUGGAGUUCCAGCGGCGGAAGGUGACUGUGUCUUACGCGGCGAACGUGGUAUCGUCCAAGGCCACCACGUUGCGGCGCAAAAAGCAGCUUUUGCUGCACCUCUGCAAAUCUAUUAAGGCGGAUGAGUGCACUUACAAGGUAAAGGAGUCGAGUGGCCAGGUUGUUCUGCGACUUGUGAAGGAGAAGCCCUCGACAUGGUUUGAAUUGAUUGGCAAGGACGCAACCUCGGGCAAUGACAGCGACAAGGACUCCGAGACGGAGGGCGGGGGCGGACUUGUGCAGGAGGAAGGCCUUGAGUGA
Trypanosoma rangeli is the source of this 621-nucleotide messenger RNA. RefSeq lists its product as uncharacterized. The record is from RefSeq and is a predicted model, not a curated record. The transcript has a single exon. The coding region runs from base 1 to 621 and encodes 206 amino acids. Gene Ontology annotation, cellular component: nucleus. NCBI's taxonomy places the organism in Eukaryota, Euglenozoa, Kinetoplastea, Trypanosomatida, Trypanosomatidae.